Molecule: messenger RNA, 1587 nt
Organism: Harmonia axyridis
Lineage: Eukaryota; Metazoa; Arthropoda; Insecta; Coleoptera; Coccinellidae
Product: keratin, type I cytoskeletal 9-like
Exons: 2
Coding region: 361-1404 (347 amino acids)
Source: RefSeq, a predicted model, not a curated record
AUUCAUAGAAGAUCAGACAAUUGCAAUAAAAAUUCUGACACCAAAACUUGAACUUUUGGAACCGUUAAUAGGUCAAAACCAUCGGACUCACGCCUUAACCAACUGAGUAAAUGAAUCUCCUCUUCAUAGCGAACUUCCUCCAAGUCACACGACACUCAACAGUGACUUGCACUUCUUCAGAUCCAUUCAUCCAGUUUUCAAAGGUCGUUGUUUUUUUCAUUCUAUUACCAAACUUAAAUCCCGAUUCUAAUAAUACAAACAAAAUCCAAUCAUGCAGAACAAUUCAAUUAACUAUAUAAACUUCUGUCAACCUACCGAAGUCAUCAGUUCCUCGUUAGCUACUCACGAAAAACAAACAAAAUGAAGAAAUUCGUGUUGGCUCUCCUUGUGGCAUCAGUGUUUGCUGAAGAAGUGAAGCCUUUGUACAAAUACCGCUUCGAAUCUGAAGAUGUCAUGAAGACUGCAGCUUCUACAAUUCCUGUACAUGGUUACCAUGUGGUCGAAGGUGGUUACUACCCUUACGAAGGAGACGUACGAUCAUCUAGAUUUGGACCAGGCUAUUCUGGUGCAGGACUAGGUGGCUUUGGAGGAGUUGGAGCUGAUUACCAAUAUGGAGGUUACGCUCCUUAUGGGGGCAACAUCGGGUACGGACCUGGAAUUGGGUAUGGACCUGGUUAUGUAGGAUCUCCAUACCAUGGAGGAUACGGUGGACAAAUAGUCGACAAAAACAUAUACAGAGGUGGAAAGAAGAGUGUGGUCGAUGAAAAUUACGAAAAACUGCAUGGUAAGAAGGGUGAAGAGAUCAGCGGAGGCCAGGAAGGGUAUAACCAUGGUCAGGUUGCAUUGAAGAACAUCAAAGGAGAUUCUGGGUACUACAAUGAGGAGGAAGGUGGUAAGAAACUGUUUGAAGAUGGCAAACAUUACAAUGGGGCUCAACAUUAUGCCCAAGAAGGUCUCAACGGAGGACAGAAGAAGAUCAACAACGGUCACAAGAAAGGACAUAGCAUCAAGGGUUUCAAGACCUCCCACCACAAAGACGAGUCAGGAAAAACCGAAGAAUAUUACGAUGAGGAGAAUGAUGAAGGUAACAACGUCUUCUUCAAUGGCCAAAAGGGAUCUUUCGGCGAGAAUGCAGCAUCAUCUUUCAAAGGUGGCCAUGCUGACGGUAAAUUCAAUGCUGGAGAGAGCAAGAAGGAAGGACAUUACGACCAAGAGCAUUACGUUGGUAACACCAACGCUGGUAAAGGAAGUUUUGGAUCCAAGAAAUACGCUGGUAGCGGGGAGGUAUAUGGUGUUAAUAAUGGUCUGGACCAACAAAGCUUGCUUGGACAUCAUGAGUCCGAGAGAUUAUUCAAUCAUCAUUCUGAUCAUUCCCCUUUUUACGGAAGUGUUUACAAGAAAUAAUUCAGGAUGUAAAUAUUUCCGUUGAUUUAGGUAGACCUUAGAUUGAUUUCUUAGGUUAUUUAUUUUUUUCUGUAAGUUCUGCUCAUGUCGAUUACUACGUUGUUACCAUAGGAUAACUUAACUUAAACCAUGCCAUUUUCCUGUAUAUGAUAUGAUGUGAAAUAUAAAAAUAGGAUUGCAAUU